Messenger RNA from Salpingoeca rosetta, 1149 nucleotides. RefSeq lists its product as uncharacterized. The record is from RefSeq and is a predicted model, not a curated record. Lineage: Eukaryota; Choanoflagellata; Craspedida; Salpingoecidae. The coding region runs from base 148 to 1149 and encodes 333 amino acids. The transcript is spliced from 12 exons.
GAGACACAAACACCAACCAGCUCUGUGACACACCACACUCUCUCUGCUUCGUCUUUGUCUUGAUCCCCCACUUGCUCUGCUUGUUCUGCUUGCUGUGUUGUUUGCGAGACAGCCAGGACGCGUACCCGACACAGAAAGACGGGCGCGAUGGUAUGCACCCGCAACAGAGGCCUGUACAAUGUGGUUGUACACGGCUUUGCCUUUAUGGCCCUCUUCACGGCCUUCCAGACGUCUGGAGGGUUCCAAACCACCGUGUUGAAGGAUAUCAUGGGCGAUAACCAACUGGGAACAGAGUCCCUGGCAAUCAUCUACGCCGUCUUUGCGCUGGGCAACUUCAUCUCCCCAAUUGUCGUCCAUUACAUUGGCGCCCGCCCAUCCAUGUUCCUGGGAGGUAUCGGGUAUGCGCUGUUCAUUGGAUCCAUCCUCACCCUCAACAAAGCGCUGAUUCUGUCGGCGUCUGCUCUUCUCGGUCUCUCCGCUGCCAUCAUCUGGACUGCCCAGGGCAACUACAUCACGGAGAACACGCUGCCAAACAACCGCGCACAGUACACGGGCAUCUUCUGGGCGCAGCUGCAGUCGUCCCUGCUCAUUGGCAACCUCAUGCUCUACUUCAUCGUCCACGGCGACACGGUUUCCCGUGAGACAGCCCUCUUCUUCUACCGCAUCUUGUUUGGUGUCGCAGUUGGUGGCACGCUCCUGUUCCUCCUCACCCGCAAACCCCCGCCAAAAAACAAGAACAACGAGGGCGUGCCCGCCGUCAACUCCGAUGCUGAUUCCUCCAGGAAUGAACGCGAGACUGUGAAGAGCGUUGCCUCCAUCUUCAAGUCGACCUUCCGCCUGCUCGUUGAAGCGGAUAUGGUGAUGCUCAGCGUCGCCAUCAUGUACUCCGGCGCGGCGCUGACCUACUGGUCCGGGGUGUACCCGACACUCAUUGGCGAUACGUUCCAGCCAAAGGACAUUGGCCUGUCUGGGAUCAUCGUCGGAUGCGCUGAAAUCCUCGGUGGAAUCACGCUCGGGCGACUUGGAAAGGCAACCUCAAACUCAUGGGUGGUGAUUGUGGGGCUGUUUGCCCACGCCGCCGCCUAUUUUCUCAUCUACUUCAACUACAGGAGCAACACCAUCGAUCCACAUCCACCAAGGAUGGCAUGA